AUGAAAUAUUUCCCAUGGAAAUUCAUCAUUAUUGCAACAGCAGUGGUGCUCCCGAUCUUCUUUUUUAUUAAAGAAAAUCCCUUUGAUACUACAAGUUUCCUGUCUUUGGAGGAAAAGAAGAUGAUAGCUUGGCAGAGAGCCUGGAUACAGACCAACCCUGGCAGAACAAACCACUUGGAAAUCUUCAAAGAUACGCAGAAAAACUCAGAACCACUCAAAAAUGUGAACCCCCGUAUCUUGAUUGGAGAUCCUCCCAUGAAGAAAAAACUGCUGACCAUAGGGAUUUCCUCGGUGCAGCAUCCCCAAGGGAGCUACCUCUUGGACACCUUGAAGUUCCUCUUCUUUGCUUCCUCUCCAUCAGAGCAGAAACACUUCAUUGUUCUGGUACACCUGGCAGAUCCUGACCCCAAGUGGCUUAAUCAAAUGAUCUCCAGCAUCUCGAGCCUUUUUGAACCAUAUAUCAAGGCCAGACAACUAGUAGUGAUCAAUACCCCUCUUAAAAGCUAUCUUUCCUUGAAGAACCUUAAGAAGAAAUUAAACGACACCCCUGCCGAUGUAGCCUUCCACUCCAAGCAGAACAUGGAUUAUGCUUUCCUCAUGAACUUUGCUACCAACCACUCUGACUAUUUCUUAAUGAUCGAAGAUGAUGUGAAAUGUGCUCCUGGAUUUGUCACCCAGAUUGCUACCAUACUGUCUGCCUGGGAAGACAAACCUUGGGUGAUUCUGGAGUUCUCUCAGCUGAACUUCACUGGAAAACUCUUUCGUACCAGGGACCUCCCCCGCUUUGUUCAUUUCCUUCUCCUCUUUUACCAAGAAAUGCCCUGUGACUAUCUCCUCUCCCAUUUUCUUGACCUCUUGCAAAAGAAAUCGAUCCAAUUCUUCCCCUCCCUCUUCCAUCAUAUGGACGAUUACUCUUCCUUUGAAGGAAAAUUAAAUAGCCUCAAAGAUAAGGAGCUUGAGGAAAAUGAUACUGGCUCUCCCAGCAACCCUGCUGCCUCCAUCUACACUAACCUGCAGGUUACCAGUGACUCUGUUCCCAUGAAUGCCUAUAGCCUGGAUAAAAAUUUCUUUUACACAAAGGGGGCUGAGGCUGGCAACCAUCUGACUGUGGUUUUGGACAUACCAGCCAAAGUGUUCCGAGUUCAAGUACUGACGGGCUCUGACUUAAAAGAGGAGAAUCAGUUGAAAGAGGGGCAAGUAGAACUGGGCUAUGAGUCUACUUAUGGGAGUAAUGACUGUGAUAACUAUACUCUGCUGGGGCUACUGGUAAAUGGCAGCCUGAAUAAGCAAGUAUUCUCUGAAAAGUCUGGAAAGAAGGUAAAAUGUGUGAGAUUGCUUGUGACAGCCACUCAUCCCUCUGGGAUAGCAAUCAGGCACAUCAACGUCUGGAUUAAGUGA
Messenger RNA from Choloepus didactylus (southern two-toed sloth), 1398 nucleotides. RefSeq names its product alpha-1,3-mannosyl-glycoprotein 4-beta-N-acetylglucosaminyltransferase C-like. The record is from RefSeq and is a predicted model, not a curated record. Gene Ontology annotation, biological process: protein N-linked glycosylation. Gene Ontology annotation, molecular function: acetylglucosaminyltransferase activity. NCBI's taxonomy places the organism in Eukaryota, Metazoa, Chordata, Mammalia, Pilosa, Megalonychidae.